UGCACAGGACCUGGGUUUCAAUCUUUGUUCCACUAUCUCAAUCCUUGUUCUUGUAGUUUUCUCUGACUUCCUAGUGGGACUUCCCAUUUCAAGAGACCCUCUGUGAAGUUUUGGAUGGAAGGACCUUCCCCAGAAUCCCCUUCGAGGGUUUAGAUUACUCUGUGGCCUGUUCUCUCAUCUCUGGGUCUGAGGUCUCUGUUUCUUAGUUUAGAUAUGCCUGUCUAGGGCCUCAUUUUUGGGGUUUAGGCCUAGGAGUAGGCCAUGGAUAUGUGGGGGAGAAGCGGAUGUAACUGCCAUGAAGCGUAUCUGAAGUCCCCCACUUAGGAGACUGAGGUAGGAAAGUCAUGAGGUCAGUCUGACUGGGCUGCACAGUGAGAUGUCGCAAAAACAGUCAAUACUGGGAUCUAUUAGGAAUAAGAAGCCAGAGACAGGGUCUCGGUGCUUAGCCCCGCCUGGGUCCAGUGCCAGUGUAGCGGCAGAGUCUUGCCUAAGGCUGCUUACUGUGCUGUUCUAAGCGGGUGAGGGUGGGGCUUGCGGAAGCAGGGAACUUUCCCUGCCUCCAGCACUGGCUCCUCGGGCUUACCCUGGAACCCACCCAAUAUUCUUAGAGGAAUUUGGAAAAAGUGACCUCUGAACUUUGACCUCAUCUCUUCAGCUUCUAGCCCGAUCCCAAGACACUGGGCAUUUAAUAUUUUUUAGUUCUAACCCCAACAGAAUCCUUCUUGAUGGGAAGAGUGUUCAGUUGUCUCCAUCCUGCUCCCUGUCUGCAAAGAACCAGCAUGUGCGGCACAGCUCGCAGCCUGUCACAUUAGGAGAGUCCCUGUCGGAAGGAUGGCAGAGACUCGGUCUUCAGGAGACUAGGAUCUGUGAAAGCUUUGACCCCUGCAUGGGGCCUCAUACUCUUGGACUGUUCCCAUGGCUGCUGCCAAGCAAUCCCGGGGGCCCAUGGACACAUUUAUGCUCUACAUUCCUGGCACAGACAGGAGUCAAAUUGAGCUUCUAGACACCCUGCAGCCUCCUCCCAUCCCCCUCUCUGCCUCCCGUAGACACGUAGGGAGGCCUCCCCGAAGAGGUGUGUCCCUAGAAUACGAGGUCCUGCUUUAGGUGGCUCCAGACCACAGGAGAGGUUUAACAUCUGAGUGCAGUGUGAAGUGGCUGUGUGAACCCUGCUCCUCAGGGAGCACACUUCCAGAGCAGGAUGCAGGCAUUGCCUUGCCAUUCCGAGAGGAUUCAAGAUGUCCAGUCCACUGGAAGAGGCUCUGGCUGUGAUGGUCUCCACCUUCCACAAGUACUCUGGUCAAGAGGGUGACAGGUUCAAACUCAGCAAGGGGGAGAUGAAGGAGCUUUUGCAUAAGGAACUGCCGAGCUUUGUGGGGGAGAAGGUGGAUGAGGAGGGACUAAAGAAGCUGAUGGGCGACCUUGAUGAGGACAGCGACCAGCAGGUGGACUUCCAGGAGUACGCCGUAUUUCUGGCACUGGUCACCAUCAUGUGCAACGACUUUUUCCAGGGGUCCCCAGCCCGGCCCUGAAAGCAGAGCGCUCCAUACCCUGCUGUGUGUCUCCUGAGCCCAUAGGGCUUUCUCUCUAUUUUUUUUUUAAAUUUUGUACUAAAUAAACUUUUGUUUGUUCAUUUAUGGACAA
Molecule: messenger RNA, 1641 nt
Organism: Alexandromys fortis (reed vole)
Lineage: Eukaryota; Metazoa; Chordata; Mammalia; Rodentia; Cricetidae
Gene: S100a2
Product: S100 calcium binding protein A2
Exons: 3
Coding region: 1236-1529 (97 amino acids)
Biological process (GO): endothelial cell migration
Molecular function (GO): calcium-dependent protein binding; calcium ion binding; transition metal ion binding
Source: RefSeq, a predicted model, not a curated record